GGAUCUCAGGGACUAGUUCAUCACCUCCGAAUACUCCUGUGACAGGAGGCGCUUGCAAAACCCGCCUCCAGCCCCUAGCAGCUAUAAAUAAAAGGCUCCCAGCCCAGAAGCCAGGAGAAGUUUCUAGGCCUGCGUCCCGGGGUUUAUUAAGCUCCUUGGCUCCACUCAAGACCUCGGCGGCUCUGGCGGCGAGCCUAGGCGGCCUGGGAGGGCAGUGGCUGGCUGAUCGCUGGUGAGGCCGCGUGGAGAGGGGCGCUCUGGGAUUCUGCAGGACCAGCCCGGGUCGCCUCUGGAGGCUGGAGUGGUUUUGGGGGUUGGGACCUCAGCCUGCUGUGUGCCUCCACCCUUGGCAGUGGAUGGUGCAGCGACUUUUGAAGCUGAAGGAUACGCUUGGAAGGCUAGCCCACCCACAUCACCUUGCUGUGUGACCUUGGGCAGGUGGCUCCCUCUCUCUGAGCCUCCGCGUGAGCUCCAGCUCAGCAUCUACCAUGGGUGAUGGUCAAAUGCCCUUUCCCUGCCACUACCCAAGCCGCCUGCGUCGAGACCCCUUCCGAGACGCGCCCCUGUCCUCCCGCUUGCUGGAUGAUGGCUUUGGCAUGGACCCCUUCCCUGACGACCUGACCGCCUCUUGGCCCGACUGGGCCCUGCCUCGACUCUCCUCCGCCUGGCCAGGCUCCCUGAGGCCAGGCACAGUGCCCCGGGUGCCCACCGCCACUGGCAGGUUUGGAAUACCUGCUGACGGCAGGAGCCCCCCACCCUUCCCUGGGGAGCCCUGGAAAGUGUGUGUCAAUGUGCACAGCUUCAAGCCGGAGGAGCUGAUGGUGAAGACCAAGGACAGAUACGUGGAGGUGUCUGGCAAACACGAGGAGAAGCAGCAAGAAGGUGGCAUCGUGUCCAAGAACUUCACCAAGAAAAUCCAGCUUCCUGCAGAGGUGGAUCCUGCAACAGUAUUUGCGUCGCUUUCCCCAGAGGGCCUGCUGAUCAUCGAAGCUCCCCAGGUGCCCCCCUACUCGACAUUUGGAGAGAACAGCUUCAACAGCGAGCUUCCCCAAGACGGCCAGGAAGUCACCUGUACUUGAGACCCCAGUCUUGACCCAUCCUUGUCACCCCCCGCAACCCUCAGGGCUUCUCUGAUUCCAGGGUACAUUAUACAUUAUUUUAGCUGAACUCAUAGAUUAGUGCGAUUAAAAUGUUGGGGGUCCAGGUAAUUGUCCAGUCUCUGGAUAGUGUAGUACUAGGUUUUUGCAUCAGAGGGCGCAAUAGGCAAGUCACACUGGGUGGCGUUAGGCCAAAAUGCUGGGAGUUCUUCUUUACCUUUUCUAUCUUGAUAAAAAUGUACAUUCAGUAGUUGCAAAGCAUAUAAAAGGGGACAUAGCAUGUCACAUUGUAUCUUACCUUGCAACUAAUGCAAGAAUUGCUUUUCUCUGGGGACCGCGCAUCACCCAGAUUCCUAUCCUGGGCUCCUAAUGUCCAUGCCUGCCCCUGGUUGAUUGAUGGAGCCCAUGAUCUCACCCCACUGUGGCCUACAAAGGGUGAUGGGCAGGUCUUACAUCCCCAAAUGGGAUUUAUCCAACAGUCACAUGAAAACAAAUAGUGCCUUCUGCCCUCCUCCUAGGCAUCCAUAGCACGUUCCCAAGCUGACAAUCCGAGGACUCUGGAAGCCCCUCAGUUUAUCCUGGCUAAAGUCCUCCUUUCUUGUGUCUCCUAUGUCCUCGUCGGGAUUUUUACAGAGGGGGCUGUCUCCAGACAGCUCCACCAGGACCCAAGCAAAGGCCAGACAGCCUGGCAGGCAGGAGAGUGCUAUUGUGCAUAUGGGUGGACGUGUGUCAUUGUUAUUUGAAUUGUGCUGUUCUUUAGGGAAAAAUAACAGUAAAUAAUAAUAAUUAAAAAAAUAAUAAUAAUAAUA
This is a messenger RNA of Molossus molossus (Pallas's mastiff bat), 1906 nucleotides long. It is a transcript of the gene HSPB8, whose product is annotated as heat shock protein family B (small) member 8. Bases 489 to 1079 code for a protein of 196 amino acids. NCBI's taxonomy places the organism in Eukaryota, Metazoa, Chordata, Mammalia, Chiroptera, Molossidae. Gene Ontology annotation, biological process: cellular response to unfolded protein. The transcript is spliced from 3 exons. Gene Ontology annotation, molecular function: protein homodimerization activity. Gene Ontology annotation, cellular component: nucleus; protein folding chaperone complex; cytoplasm. The record is from RefSeq and is a predicted model, not a curated record.